Stegodyphus dumicola is the source of this 839-nucleotide messenger RNA. RefSeq names its product astacin-like metalloprotease toxin 5. The record is from RefSeq and is a predicted model, not a curated record. Gene Ontology annotation, biological process: proteolysis. Lineage: Eukaryota; Metazoa; Arthropoda; Arachnida; Araneae; Eresidae. Gene Ontology annotation, molecular function: zinc ion binding; metalloendopeptidase activity.
ACUUGAGUCCUUUCCAUUAGCAGUAAACAUGAUCAAGAUCGUGGGGGCUUUUCUUUUUGCAAUAGCAGCUGUCUCUGCUAUUAGAGAUGAAGAAAGAAGUCGCCUGGCUCUUCAGAAUCCAGAUCUCUUUCAAGGUGACAUUUUAGGAUUUGAGCCUGGAGACAGAAAUGUUAUUCCUUACCAGCAGAUGAGAUGGCCUAACAAGGAGGUUCCUUAUGUUAUUGACUUAACUCUGGCGCCAUAUACUGCUCUCAUUCUGGAUGCAAUGAGAAAUUACCAUGAUAAUACGUGCAUCAAAUUUGUACCCAGGACUACACAAAAGAAUUACAUCAAACUUUUCCAGGGACAAGGGUGUUAUUCUUACGUUGGUAUGAUCAAUCGCGGUGAGCAACUAGUGUCUCUCGGAAGAGGGUGCCAUUUUAAGGGAACCAUUGUACAUGAGCUGGGACAUGCCAUCGGUUUCUUCCAUGAACAAAAUAGAUCUGAUAGAGAUGAGUACCUCACCAUCUACUGGGAAAACAUCCAGAAAGGCAUGGAAACGCAGUUCGUUCUUCUGAGACCCAACCAAAACUUGCUUCUGACACCCUUUGAUCACGAAUCUAUUAUGUUAUACGGAAACUAUGCUUUCUCUAAGGAUCGCAAAUCUAAGACGAUGGUUGCAAAGAAUGGUAAACCACUUAAGGAGCCUUAUGACAAACAAGGCCUCUCCAAGGACGAUAUCAAGCGUGUCAAAGAGAUGUAUAAGUGCAAAUAACUGGAUGAUUUUAAAAAACACAGCUGCUGUUUCAUGUAUUUGCUACUGUAAAAAAUGUGGAAAUAAAAUUAGAGGAAUAUAUAUA